Molecule: messenger RNA, 1947 nt
Organism: Penicillium nucicola
Lineage: Eukaryota; Fungi; Ascomycota; Eurotiomycetes; Eurotiales; Aspergillaceae
Exons: 6
Coding region: 1-1947 (648 amino acids)
Biological process (GO): retrograde transport, endosome to Golgi
Molecular function (GO): phosphatidylinositol binding
Source: RefSeq, a predicted model, not a curated record
AUGACCUUCCCCCCGCAGAUCCCCCAGGCACAGCUCUUUCUCCAAGUUCCAGCACUCAGCAUCAUGUGGAACGACGAGGAUAACAACCCCUAUGGGGCCUUUGAUCAGCAUCAGUCGCAUCUUUCUGACUCUCUCCACUCCGCUGCGUUGUCUCCACCUCUCUAUGCACAGGAUUCCACUCCUCCAUCAAGCCGCGACUCUAACCAAGAUCCACCUGAAUAUAUCACUAAUCCGGAAGAUCUCAGCGAUCCUGAGGAUGAGGUUGAAUACGGAGCCGCGAGCCAACAAUACCCCCGGAAGAGUGUCUACGACAGCCGGAUUGAGCAGAUUCUCUAUGAAAAUCCGGAGAUGCCAAUUCUGAUUACCGACGCGGGAAAGAACCAUGAGAGCGGUGGGGGGUUUAUUGUUUACACUAUCCGGACUGCGGACCUGGAAGUGCGCCGCCGAUACUCCGAGUUUGCAUCUUUACGACAAACCCUCGUUAAUUUGCAUCCCACUCUUGUUGUUCCGCCUAUCCCUGAGAAGCAUAGCAUGGCGGACUAUGCGGCCAAGCCCACCAAGGCCAAGGAAGACACAGCCAUUAUCGACCUUCGGAAGCGCAUGUUGAGUGUCUUCCUCAACCGAUGCAGACGAAUGAAAGAAAUCCGGGAAGAUGGGGUGUGGUGGAGGUUCCUCGACCCGAACGUCAGCUGGAGUGAGGUCUUAGGUUCGCACCCCGCAUCAUCAGUUCCGAAAAAUAAUCUCAAAGCGCCGCCUCUUGAUCCUGCCAACCCGACACCGGCCCAUGGAUGGUUGCCAGUCCCAUCUUCAUCCGCAAAGCUCAAGCCCAGCGGCGGGGUUGUGACAUCGACCGGAGGUCCAGCAUCGCCUUCUUCAGCCGAACCAGAGGGUCCUCCGCCCUCAUUCCCAGGGCCCGAAGUUCUUGGGCGUUUCCCUCCCGAGUCGCGGAAGCUUAGCGAACCGGAGUUGGAUCCAUACUUUAUCAAUUUCGAAGCAUCUACGCGCGAGCUGGAACUUCUGCUGCAGGGAAAUAUAGAAAAAGUCAAUCGUCGCACUCUUUCCCAUUUGUCCUCCCUUUCAGCCGACCUUAUGGAAUUAGGAGCUCGUUACAACGGAUUUUCGCUCUCCGAGCAGUCGCCAACGGUGGCUGCUGCCAUUGAGAGGAUCGGACAAGCUGCUGAUACUUCAUAUAUUGAAACCGAAGAAUUGUCAUCGGCUUUAAGUGCAAACUUCGCGGAACCCAUGCGAGAGAGCGCACAGUUCGCAAGUGUAGUUCGCGGUGUUUUGCGAUACCGCGUGCUCAAGCGGGUGCAACAAGAGAUGACACGAGAUGAGUUGGCCAAGAAGAAGACUCUUCUUGAUUCACUGGAGCGCAGUGAGCUAGAGGCCAAGCGCAUUGAGCAAUAUCUCAACCGCACUACGCACCAGACCGGUGGUACCAAGCCCCGUUCUCUGUCGACCUCAUCCGCAGUCAGCAGCGAGACUGGUCAUGAGUCUUCCGCCGACUCUCAAUUUCCCCCUACGCAUGACGACUCUUAUGGCCACCCACCUGCAUCUCAGAGCGGAGGAGCCAAGUCGCCGUCAGCAUCUCCUGCACACCGCAAGACUUCAAGUGGGAACUUUGUGACCAACAAAAUAUUCGGUCGCAUUAGUCAUGCUAUUCACGGGUUUGCUGAUGUGGACCCGGAACGAACACGUCGAGACCAGAUCGGAAAGACGAAAGAAAGUCUUAUUCAGUUGGAGCAAGCAUUGGAGGUUUCCGAAAAGGACGUCCAGGACGCCAGCGCCGGCGUUCUCCAAGACCUCAAACGCUUCCAGAAGGAUAAAGAAGCUGAUCUGCGGCGGUACAUGGUUGCAUAUGGCCGUUGCCACUUGGACUGGGCGCGGAAGAAUCUAGAGACCUGGACUGAGGCCCGAGACGAGGUGGACAAGAUUGUGGCUCGGUAA